AUGUCUCAACAACGCCGAGAAGCAUUCAUUAAAAGGAACACCAAUGAAACCAAAAUACAGAUUGCAAUCAGUUUAGAUGGAGGUGCAGUCAGCAUACCUGAAUCUAUCUUUCCCAAAAAAGACCACGCUGAAGACCAUGCCGCUCAAUACACUGGGGGCCAGCAAAUCAACAUUCAAACUGGUAUUGGAUUCCUUGACCACAUGUUUCAUGCUUUGGCCAAGCAUUCUGGAUGGUCUUUGCUUAUCGAGUGUAUUGGAGACUUGCACAUUGAUGAUCAUCACACAAGUGAAGAUGUUGGUAUUGCGUUAGGUCUUGCGCUCAACAAAGCAUUGGGUCCAAUCAAGGGCGUUAAGAGAUUUGGACACGGCUAUGCACCCUUAGAUGAAGCAUUGAGUAGAGCAGUUGUCGAUUUAUCAAAUAGACCAUAUGCUGUGAUUGAUUUAGGGUUAAAGAGAGAAAAAAUUGGAGAUUUAUCAACGGAGAUGAUUCCUCAUAUAUUGGAAAGCUUUGCUCAACUGGCGUCUAUUACCAUCCACGUCGACUGUUUGAGAGGGUUUAAUGAUCAUCAUAGAGCAGAGAGUGCAUUCAAAGCAUUGGCCAUUGCCAUUAAGGAAGCAACUUCCAAAACUGGCAAGGACGAUGUCCCAAGCACCAAGGGGGUGUUGUCGUAA
Molecule: messenger RNA, 672 nt
Organism: Lodderomyces margitis
Lineage: Eukaryota; Fungi; Ascomycota; Pichiomycetes; Serinales; Debaryomycetaceae
Gene: HIS3
Product: imidazoleglycerol-phosphate dehydratase
Exons: 1
Coding region: 1-672 (223 amino acids)
Biological process (GO): L-histidine biosynthetic process
Molecular function (GO): imidazoleglycerol-phosphate dehydratase activity
Source: RefSeq, a predicted model, not a curated record